GCAUGGAGGGCCGCUGUUCCCUGCCCCCUCAUUAGCAUGCGUUAUAUUGCCCUCCUUACGAAAGCAUCAUGGCAAGUCAUACCACUUGGGCCAACGGGGAAGUGAGUCAAGCAGGUGUCUUUGUGAGGAAAUUCACAUAAACACGGGAGAAGAGAGAGAGGCAAAGACUUGUCACAUUUAGUUGUUUUUUGUUUUCUUUUGUCUACAUACAGAUCCACGUGAAAUAGCCCAUUGAAUCAAUAACAUCGAAUAGGACGUGGAAGUCAAUAAAAAACUUUUUUGAUGUUUGCAAAAAUGGUGUCCAAGUUGACAUCUUUACAGCAGGAGCUUCUAAGCGCCCUGCUGGAUUCAGGAGUAACCAAAGAUGUGCUUAUCCAAGCACUGGACGACAUGGACCCCAGGCCGAACAGUUUUGGAGUUAAACUGGAGAAUUUACAGAUGUCACCGUCAAGUUCUAAAAUGAAUGGGAGCGACACGGACUCCAAGCCGGUGUUUCACACAUUAACUAACGGACACGGGAAGGGAAAGUUAUCCGGGGACGAGGGCUCUGAGGACGGAGAUGAUUUCGACACACCGCCGAUUUUGAAAGAGCUCCAGUCGCUAAAUACGGAGGAGGCAGCGGAGCAGAGGGCAGAAGUGGACCGCAUGCUUGCCGAGGACCCGUGGCGCGCGGCUCGCAUGAUCAAAGGGUACAUGCAGCAGCACAACAUCCCACAGCGCGAGGUGGUGGACGUUACCGGGCUCAACCAGUCUCACCUCUCGCAGCACCUCAACAAAGGCACGCCCAUGAAAACACAGAAACGAGCGGCACUCUACACCUGGUACGUCAGGAAACAGCGGGAAAUUCUGCUGCAGUUCAACCAGGCAAGUCAAGGUUCUGUCAGUAUGACAGACAAAGGCAGUCAGGAUCAGGUGCUGUUUUUUUUCCCAGAGUUCAAUCAGUCCGGGCAAGGCAUGGCACAGCCUGGGGAUGACCCGGCCGGCGAGCCCGCCAGCAAAAAACUGCGUCGGAACCGCUUCAAGUGGGGUCCCGCUUCCCAACAAAUCCUCUACCAGGCAUACGAUAGGCAGAAGAACCCCAGCAAGGAGGAGCGGGAGGCUCUGGUGGAGGAGUGCAACAGGGCUGAGUGCCUGCAGCGGGGAGUGUCCCCGUCCAAAGCUCAGGGUCUGGGCUCUAACCUGGUGACCGAGGUGCGGGUGUACAACUGGUUCGCCAACCGCCGCAAAGAGGAGGCCUUCCGUCAGAAGCUUGCGAUGGACUCGUACCCGACCCACAACAUGAACCCUCUGCUCUCACACGGAUCACCCCAUCACCCACAGACCAGCGUUUCCCCACCCAGUAAGAUGCAGAGUGUUCGAUACAGCCAGCAGGGGCCUGGCGAAGUCAGCUCUUCGACAACCAUCAGUCACCACGGCAACAGCGGCAUGGUGACCAGUCAGUCGGUCCUGCAGCAGGUGUCGCCUGGCGGACUGGACCACAGCAGCCACAGCCUGCUGUCCCCGGAGGCCAAGAUGAUCUCUGUGUCGGGUGGAGGAUUGCCACCGGUCAGCACGCUCACCAACAUCCACAGCUCCCACCACCCGCACCAGCAGACCCAGAACCUCAUCAUGCCCCUGUCCGGCGUCAUGGCCAUCGCACAGAGUCUGAACACGUCGCAGGCGCAGACGGUGCCGGUCAUCAACAGCGUGGCGGGUAGCCUGGCGGCGCUGCAGCCGGUGCAGUUCUCGCAGACGCUGCACAGCCCCCACCACCAGCAGGGCCUCAUGCAGUCCUCGUCUGGACACAUGAGCCAGCAGCCCUUCAUGGCCACCGUCACACACUCACACAUGUACCCACACAAACAGGAGCCCCCUCAGUAUUCUCACCCGUCACGUUUCCCCUCAGCGAUGGUUGUCACGGACGCCAACAUCAGCACCCUCAGCUCAAUGUCCUCAAGCAAGCAGGAUUCUCCAGUAAACAAGAUGGUGCAACUGGGAGGUCUCUCCUGGUGUCCCCUGCAAGCCUGGUGAACGAGCACACCUGACUUCAUCGGAGCCUAGCAACUGAGGCCACAUUUUUCCACCCAUGCGCCACCGUAUCCGUGGCAACUCCUAAUAACUGGCAACUGCUCACCGGCUGAUGAGUCAGUCAAUAAAUCAGGACUUGCAGCCGGGGCAGAGGAACGAGGGAAGAGAAGAAAAAGAGAGAACAGAGAGAGAGAGAGAGAGAGAGAGAAGCAAGAGAAGUGCACUGUGUCUCCAGUCCUUCAAGCCAAUGCACGGGAAAGAAGCAGACUGGAUUCUUCUCUGCUGGACGAUCAACUUGGAUCAACCUUAACCCUUCAGCCUAUAUAAGUUCUUCUCAAGCAACAGUAUUCGUUGUCACAGUUGAGUAAUGUUCCCUGGGGGUGGAAGAAAAACAGAUGUGCAAGUGAUCCUAGCAAACGUGACGAACAAACACACAGAAGGUGUGGCGCAUGCAUAACCAGACUGGUGGUCAACACUGUUUGAAACAUUCUUUAAAUUGACACCGUGCACUCUGAUCACGUGCUCGUAGCACAGAAAUCAAACCGCCAACAGGGGCGCUGUUGAGUCCCAUGUGAACUGAAUUGUAUGGUAGCCUAGAUUCUGCUGUACUGCUCUGCUAUCAUGAAAUAUCUUUGAAGUCUUUCGUUUUUUUUAUUUUUAUUUUAUUAUUAUUGCCAUGAAGCAUUCACUCUACGCUGUACGCAUGCACCCAUAUUGUAUGACAAUCAGUUAUCCCGAGCUUUACCUAUAUGAGUUAGAGUGAGUUAAUCGCACACUGACAAUUUUUUUUAGCACAGCCUUUCCUGCAGGUUAAGUCUUCCAAGCAACGUGGAAAAGGGACACCGUGCUUUCUAUGCAGUGUACAGUCAUCUGUAGAUAUGAAGGAGAUACGUUUUGCUGUGUGUGUGGCAUGUAAAUAUUUGACAGUUUGGAAGACUAUGUGGAAAGGUGAGAAUAUGCAGUGUGUAAUUGGUAUGUAUUUUUGCUUUACCGAGUUUUGUUCUGUGCAUGAACUGUGAUUUUUGUUUUCGUUUAUGACAAUCUUAUCACCACACUAUGGAAGGACUUUGCAAUCAAUGGUACUGCAAUCAGUUGAGUUUUGAAGAAUAUGGAGGAUGAAUGUCCAAGCAGAUCCUUCCCAACAAUGUGAUGAAAAAAAAUCAGUACUGAUUCUGAUUAUGAAGAAAUAGGAAACUUUGUGAAGAUGGACAUGGCGUCCAAGAGUAAGAAGGACAAAAUUGACUCUGGGUUGAAGAGUCUUUGUUAGAGUAACCCAAAUGGUCAGCUUGCAUGAAUGUAGAUCUAAUUGCUUCAGAAGACUUUUGUAGCACAUUUUUUGUAUGUCCAGGAAAGGAUACUGGGCUGAACACACAUAUCUCAAACAAUUAAUGCUGGUUAUGACGUAUACCUCUAUCAUUGAAAUUUCACUAGAGGCAUAACUUUUGCCUUACAACACAGUUUCAUUGGAGCCAUCAUGGUGAAUACUGUAUUGUCCCCUCAGCACCAGCGGACCAAUCAGUUGGAAGGAUUUCUGUUUGUUUGAUCAUGGAAUCAUUUGUUUAAGUCCAUGGUCAUUUUUCAGCAUGUUAGUAAUAUUAUCAGAGUAUCUGGCAUUGGAAUGGUAAUUUUAGUGAAGGUCAUAUUUUCUAGUUCCCAAUAAUAGUAUGUGGUAAUACACCAGAAUUCCUUGGACGUUGAAAAGGGAGUGUACCCAAAUCAGUUAUAUCUGACUCUAGAGCAAACAGUAUUACUUAGACGCUUGUUCAACCCCAGACACAAAGAAAACCUCACUGUGUAACAAGCCUGAAUGGAUCUGCCAUGACUCAAUUUAAAAUGAUUUUCAAUUCUUUAUUCUAAAAUGGUUAUCUACAGUUGAUAUUGAAUUGAAGAUGCAUUGUCUGUGAUUUGUAGAAAGGUUUCUUCAAAAUGUUGCUCUACAUUCCCUAGCACCAAUGUAAAGACAGUUUCUAAAGGUCACUGUUGAUAUAUUUUUUUUUGUGAUGAUAUUUUGUCGUAUCCGCUGCGGACCAACCCACUGCCAGGGACUUACUGGUUACAGCUCACAGUUUGUACUAAAACCACAAAAAGAUGUGAUUCCUGUUGUAUUAUUUUUGUAUAAAUAUGAAAAUUAAUCUUUUAAAAUCAUUAUUUAUACUUGUACACAAAUAACUUGAUAUUUCAAGUAAAGAUGUUGUUUUCCAAAAUGA
Alosa sapidissima (American shad) is the source of this 4214-nucleotide messenger RNA. RefSeq names its product HNF1 homeobox Ba (gene hnf1ba). NCBI's taxonomy places the organism in Eukaryota, Metazoa, Chordata, Actinopteri, Clupeiformes, Clupeidae. Gene Ontology annotation, molecular function: DNA-binding transcription factor activity, RNA polymerase II-specific; RNA polymerase II cis-regulatory region sequence-specific DNA binding. The transcript has 10 exons. Gene Ontology annotation, cellular component: nucleus. Bases 283 to 2010 code for a protein of 575 amino acids. The record is from RefSeq and is a predicted model, not a curated record. Gene Ontology annotation, biological process: positive regulation of DNA-templated transcription; regulation of transcription by RNA polymerase II; pancreas development.